Molecule: messenger RNA, 489 nt
Organism: Lodderomyces jiufengensis
Lineage: Eukaryota; Fungi; Ascomycota; Pichiomycetes; Serinales; Debaryomycetaceae
Gene: YAE1
Product: Yae1p
Exons: 1
Coding region: 1-489 (162 amino acids)
Source: RefSeq, a predicted model, not a curated record
AUGACACCAUCUGAAUGCAACAAAGAUAACAACAACAACACUUAUUUUUGUCCAUGUAAAAACCCACUACCUAAAGAGACUACCACAAGUCAAAUUCAAGAAAUAGAUGAUAUAUGGGAAUCUGAUAAUGAAAAUGAAAAUCAACAGCCCAAAGAUAACUUUGUACAUAAUGAUAUAAUACGACAACAUCAAAAACAAGGAUAUCUUGAUGGUAUAACUCACAAUAAAGAAACAAAUUUACAACAAGGAUUUGAUGAUUCAUUUAGUUUGGGAGGUCAAUUAGGUAUUGAAGUUGGUAUGAUAUUAGCUAAAGUUAAAAUACUAGAUCACAAAAACAGUAAUGGGUUACUUAAUGAAUGUAUUAAUGAUUUGAAGAUUUCCAAAAUUUUUGAUAAUAAAUAUUUCAAUGAAAAUUUAGAAAUGAUUAAUGAUCAACAUGAAUUGAUUUUGAAAUGGAAAGAUAAGUUGAAAGAAUUAGAGAAAAUGUGA